AUGACGUCAACGAAAUAUUCACCAUCUGGCUACAGCCAAUUUGCUUGCAUUGGUGCUGGAUUCUCAGGCAUUGCCCUCGGAGCCACCCUUAAGCGAUGGUACGGUAUUACCGACGUUCGUUUCUUCGAACGGCAUAGUGACCUCGGUGGAACAUGGUACGCGAAUAAAUAUCCCGGCGCUGCUUGUGAUGUACCAAGUAUCCUCUACAGCUACUCUUUCGAGCCCAAUCCCAAUUGGUCUCGGGUUCUACCCUCACAAGAGGAGCUUUGGAACUACCAGAAAUAUGUCGCUGAUAAGUAUGAUCUACCGUCAAAGAUGACAUUUGGUGUCGAGGUCCAAAAAUGCCAAUGGAUUGAAGAAAAGAAGAGAUGGGUGCUAGAUAUUCGUGAUUGCAAAACUGGUGUCGUCUUCCAACACGAAUGCAGGUUCCUGUUUGCGGGCUCUGGUAUACUGGUCACACCUCGAGAGAUUGACAUUCCCGGCUCUGAAAACUUCAAAGGAUCCAUCUUUCACACGUCGCAGUGGAGGAGAGACGUUGACGUCAGUGGGAAGAACGUCGUGGUCAUCGGAAAUGGGUGUACAGCUGCCCAAAUCGUCCCCUCGAUCGUCGAUAAGACAAAGCAUCUGACCCAGAUAGUCCGUGCCAAGCACUGGAUGCUUCCGCCCAUCGAUGGCGUGUAUACCGACUAUAUGAAGUCCAUCUUCAGGUAUCUACCAGGGACUAUGAUGAUACAACGACUUCUGAUAUUCUUGUUCGCCGAGAUUGAAUUGAAGGCAGUCCCUAUGACUACCUCCGCUGCCCAAUUCCGUCAGAAGCGGCGCGCUUAUGCGGAGAAGUUCAUGCGAGACACUGCUCCGGCCAAGUAUCAUGACCUCUUGAUUCCGGACUUCGAAAUCGGCUGCAAGAGACGGAUCUAUGAUUCUGGAUACUUGGCAUGUCUUCACUCUAAGAAUCUGACUCUGACUAACGAGCGAGCUCUGAAAAUUGUCGAAAACGGAGUCGAGACAGACCGUGGAUUUAUCGAAGCCGAUGUUAUCGUGCUGGCUAAUGGCUUCUCUACCAACACCUUCCUUGAAGGAGUCGAGGUUGUUGGGCGAGAUAAAACGUUGACUCAGCAUUGGGAGUCGUUUGGUGGAGCCGAAGCCUAUAACUGCUCUGCUAUGAGUGGUUUCCCAAACUUCUUCAUGCUUCUAGGCCCCAAUGCAACAACAGGUCACACUUCGGCUAUCAUGGCCAUCGAGAACAGUGUCAACUUUGCAUUACGUAUCCUGAAGCCUGUCCUUGGGAGCCCCAAUGGAGUCGUUGAGCUUGACCGAGAUGCUGAAGAGCGUUAUGUCAAUCGCAUCCAGGAUGAUCUGUCAAAGACCGUUUGGAAUUCGGGUUGUCAAAGCUGGUAUAUCCAACCCCAUUCUGAGAACAGCCGAGUUUGGAAUGCCAUGGUUUAUCCAUAUUCACAGGGAUAUCUAUGGUAUAGAAGCCUGUUUCCUGUUUGGCGCGACUGGAAGAUCACUGGUCGUACCAGCAAAUGGAAAUCUGUGCUUCGGUUCUUGUUGAAGACCUUAUUAGUUCUUGCAGGUGGUAUCCGCCUACUUCGGCUACUGCCGCAUCAGGAUCAGUAUGCACCUAUAAACUGUCAACUAUUCCACUGCACCCUAGAGAGCUCAGGAGGUAUUCGCCCAUACGAAGCUCUGUCAUACGUUUGGGGAUCAGACCAUAAGCCUGAGUCUAUUUCACUAGACGGCUGCAGGCUUCCCAUUGGGGAAAGUCUCUUUGCUGCGCUAUUGCAUCUUCGAGAUCGCUCUAUUGAACGAAUUCUAUGGAUAGAUGCUAUAUGCAUCAAUCAAGAGGAUACAAAAGAAAAAGGACAUCAAGUCCAAUCUAUGGCCAAGAUCUAUGCCACGGCGACUCGUGUGAUAGUUUGGCUUGGAAAUGCAACACCCGACAUCAAUCAGUCGCUCGAAGUGAUACGCAAUGCAGGCUUUACGGCAAAGCAGCCUAAAAUUACCAAACUGAAUGAAAAUGCAAUCCUUGUAAUAGUCAAAGCACCUUGGUUUCAACGUAUCUGGGUACUCCAGGAGGCUGCCGCAGCUCGGCAUAUAGUGGUCAAAUGCGGUCAAGCUGAGAUUGAUGGCUAUGCGUUCUUUGCAGGCCUAGGUGUCUUGGAACUGCCCCAUAAAGACUAUACAGGCCUGCGGCCUCUGGCCUUAACGGUAGCUUACCUGGCUAAGGGCGCGGCCUUCCGGUCGAGAUGUGCAACUAGUCAGACAGGUAGAUUUUGUCUUGACAUAUGUCCACUUGCUCAGCUAGUGGACAUGUUUCACGCUCGCCAAGCCAGCGAUCGCCGCGAUAAGAUUUAUGCCUUACUUGGUAUGGCCUCUGAUGACCCCGGUAGUUCGGGCUUGUUGGUUGAUUAUGAUAUCUCAUGGGCAAAGCUGUUCAGCCAACUCAUCAACUUCAUCCUGAAAGGGGUAUCCGUCGAAACUUGGGAUGGAUAUCCGAUAGCAGUCAUCAGGAGCAAAGGCUGCGUUCUAGGCCUAGUGUCUUCAGUCAACACUGAUAUUGUUCGAGCAGACAAACAGCGGCUGGAAAUUACUUGGAACAGCCCAUCUGAAUCUGAAUGGAAGCUCUCCUACUGGACCUUGGAGGUCUCAGCAGAACCAGUGAAGGAAGGUGAUGUCGUCUGUCUUCUACAAGGGGCGAUGUUGCCUACCAUUAUCCGGAUGCACCACGAUUACUGGAACAUCAUAGUAAUUGCAGCUGCUUUUCCAGAAUACCUACAGGCUCCAAUGAGCGAUAAAGAGCCUGAGAUUCCCCGACUGUCAGCAACCUUACCCCAUGACUUUCUACUUGUCUGGGACUGGGAUAUGAGUCUAGACGAGUCCUGGAGAAGAAGUGAGUACGAGGACUUGAUGGGACACCUGGCACCAAAAGCUACGAAAGCUGGAUUACAGACUGAUUGCGAGAAGAUCGCCAGGCUCUGGAAUAGCGGAGUGGCAAUGCGAGUUAUUAAAAGGCUAAGGGGGGAAGAGAAUAUCCAGAAGGCGCUAAUCGAUCUUGAGAUGGGGGUGAUAUGGAGGAACUGCAACGAAUAUUAG
Molecule: messenger RNA, 3096 nt
Organism: Fusarium fujikuroi IMI 58289
Lineage: Eukaryota; Fungi; Ascomycota; Sordariomycetes; Hypocreales; Nectriaceae
Product: related to ACB 4-hydroxyacetophenone monooxygenase
Exons: 7
Coding region: 1-3096 (1031 amino acids)
Molecular function (GO): flavin adenine dinucleotide binding; N,N-dimethylaniline monooxygenase activity; NADP binding
Source: RefSeq, a predicted model, not a curated record